Molecule: messenger RNA, 852 nt
Organism: Arachis ipaensis
Lineage: Eukaryota; Viridiplantae; Streptophyta; Magnoliopsida; Fabales; Fabaceae
Biological process (GO): proteolysis
Molecular function (GO): zinc ion binding; nucleic acid binding; aspartic-type endopeptidase activity
Source: RefSeq, a predicted model, not a curated record
AUGGUAUCAGAGCAGAUCGUUCCUAUAGAUCCUGAGGAUGGACUGAUUGUGCUUCUGUGCAUUCUCUGUGUUCACCCUCCGACCUUCAGAGGGACCUCGAAUCCUACUGAUGCUGAUAAUUGGAUACAGGCUAUUGAGCGAGCAUUACAGGCUCAGCAGGUUCCUGAUGAACAGUGGGUUGAGUUUGGAACCUACCAACUGCAUGGUAAAGCUCAGCAUUGGUGGCAGGGCAUGAGGCGCAUUCUGCAGCUUGACGGGGUUGUGAUCUCUUGGGAGUUGUUCCGAGAGGAAUUCUAUAAGAAGUACUUCCCCAACUCAGGAGCUCCUGAAGACUUUGCUGAGUGGAAGUACAUAAAGUAUGAAGGAGGCCUUCAGAGUGACAUUCAGAGCUUUGUAGCACCUUUGGAGAUUCGGGUGUUCUCUGAGCUUGUGAAUAAGAGCAGGGUGGCUGAGGAAUGUGUCAAAAGGGCUAACAAUCAGGGGCAAGGCAACUUCAGAAGGCCUAAUACCUAUGCUAAUCAGGGAAGGAGACAAGGGAAGCAGCCACAGCAGGAUGUGAGUUGCCACAUAUGUGGGAAGUACCAUUCUGGGCCAUGCAAGUUUGGGACUGGAGUUUGUUAUUCCUGUGGGCAGCCGGGACACUUGGCUAACAGUUGCCCAGAGAAGAAGACGUAUGAGAUGGGCAGAGUGCAGCAGCCAGGGAGAGUAUACACUACUUCUGCAGUAGGCGCUGAGGGGUCAGAGACAUUGAUUAGAGGUAACUGUGAGAUGACUGGUAAAACUUUGAAUGCCUUGUUUGAUUCUGGAGCUUCACAUUCUUUUAUUACAUUUGAGAAGGUUGAUGAGUUAUGA